CAAAUACAGAUAGGAUUUUUUAUAAUCGCAAACAAAACAUAGAAGUCCGUAUAAUAUUUGUUCAUAUCUGUGCUAUUGUACAAAUAAAUAAAUAGCUCGUGGAAUCCAUAAAAACAGCAUUAUCGAGAUAAAGUAAUACCCACUUGUUAGAUGGGAAAUUAUCAGACUAUUGUAGUGUAAACUUCAAAUAGUGUUUACAUUGUCAACCAUUUUCAGGGAGCGACUUUUAAUGCGUUUCAUAUGGAAUAUGAUGAUCAAGAUACUUUCAAGAUGAAUGAAAGUGAGUCUGUUUAUGGAACUACAUUGUCCCAAGAGUCAAUAAAGGUAAUUGCAGAAAGUAUAGGCGUCGGAAAUUUCCCGGAUGAGGCUGCAAAAGAUCUUGCGGAAGAUGUAAGUUACAGACUGAAGGAAAUCAUACAGGAUGCAGCGAAAUUUAUGAGACACGGUAAACGUCAACGAAUGACAACGCAUGAUAUAGAUUAUGCCUUGAAAAUAAAAAAUAUUGAACCCACGUAUGGAUUUUUUGCCAAGGAUCAUAUACCAUUUCGCUUUGCCUCUGGCGGUGGCCGUGAAUUACAUUUUGUAGAAGAAAAGGAAAUUGAUCUCAACGAGGUUAUAUCGAUGUCUGGUGGACAAACGUGGCCUAAAUUGCCUUUAGAAAUUACACUACGGGCUCAUUGGCUUUGCAUAGAUGGGGUUCAGCCUACAAUACCAGAAAACCCACCUCCUGUUUCUAAAGAUGUUCAAAAGCUGGAAAGUGUUGAUCCAACAAGUAAACUUACAAACAAGAGUCAAAACAUUGGUGUUGGUAAACCAGGCGGUGGUGGUAAAAGUCAAAAACUUCGUAAUGUGGAAACAGUUCAUGUUAAACAAUUAGCCACCCAUGAACUGAGCGUUGAACAGCAAUUAUACUACAAAGAAAUUACCGAAGCGUGUGUAGGUUCUGAUGAAGCACGCAGAGCAGAAGCAUUACAGUCUCUUUCAGCUGAUCCUGGUUUACACGAAAUGCUAGCACGAAUGUGUACUUUUAUUGCAGAAGGUGUACGUGUUAAUGUAGUACAAAACCACCUUGCUCUUCUAAUUUAUCUAAUGCGAAUGGUUAAAGCUCUUUUAGACAAUCCCAGCCUUUAUUUAGAAAAAUAUUUACAUGAAUUAAUACCAUCCAUCGCAACGUGUAUAGUUUCACGUCAGUUGUGUAUGAGACCAGAAGUGGACAAUCAUUGGGCGCUUCGUGAUUUUGCAUCACGCCUUAUGGCCCAAAUUUGCAAAAAUUUUAAUACCUCUACCAAUAAUGUACAAACUAGAGUAACUAGAAUGUUUAGUCAGGCUUUGGCAAAAAAUAGUCAGACUCCGCUGGCGUCACUUUAUGGAGCAAUCGAGGGACUUUGUGAAUUAGGUCCAGAAGUAAUUAAAGCAUUAGUUAUUCCUAAAAUUAAAUCUAUUUCCGAACGUAUUGAAUCAUGUAUCGAAGGACCAGGUCUAUCAAGUGUGGAUAAAAAUGGGGCAGGUCAUAUAAAGACUUUACUUGUGAAAUCAGUGGCUCCUGUUUUAAAGACCAUACGAUCUCCCCCAGAUUAUGUAGAAGAUUAUAAACAAGAUUAUGGUUAUAUAGGUCCUGCAUUAUGUGCAGCCGUUGUAAAAGCUCGUACACAGCCAGUAACAUUAGCAACAACUGCAUCCACAACUACGGCUUUAACAACAAGUCAACAAGGCCCUACUUGUACUGGAAAAACCAUUGUACAAGCUGUAACUAGCUCUAGUCCUGGACAACAAACUGGACGUACAAUUAUGCUUGGUACAAGUAGAGCCUCUGGUGGAACUACUGCAGCUGGAGGACAAAAAUUCGUUAUCUUGCAAUCUCGUUCUCAAACACCAACCGCUACAAACAUUAAUACUAACGCAAUACAACAACAGCCUCAGCAACAGCAGCAACAACAGUCGCAACAACAAGUUAAAAUAGCUCAAACCAAUGUCACUCAGCAAAAAACACACAUACAAAGCAAUGCGCCGAAAUUGGUAGUUGUUUGUAUGUCCAGUGGUACUCACAGUACAACUACAGUAACUCAGGGAAAUAUAGCAGCAAAAGCGCAGAACGUUUUUGUUGCCCAACAAAAUGUUGAAUGUUCAUUGAGUCCAGAAGAGGAGCACUCUUUUCAAUAAGAUUGGGAAUAUUCACUUAAAACACUCAACUUUGUACAAAAAUUUUUAAUGUUAAUAUACUUUAUAAGAAAAUAAAGAUUUUUUAUGAACAUUAAAGAGAUA
Frieseomelitta varia is the source of this 2262-nucleotide messenger RNA. RefSeq names its product transcription initiation factor TFIID subunit 6-like. The record is from RefSeq and is a predicted model, not a curated record. The transcript is spliced from 9 exons. Gene Ontology annotation, biological process: transcription initiation at RNA polymerase II promoter; RNA polymerase II preinitiation complex assembly. Gene Ontology annotation, cellular component: transcription factor TFIID complex; SAGA complex; SLIK (SAGA-like) complex. Gene Ontology annotation, molecular function: transcription coactivator activity; RNA polymerase II general transcription initiation factor activity; protein heterodimerization activity. NCBI's taxonomy places the organism in Eukaryota, Metazoa, Arthropoda, Insecta, Hymenoptera, Apidae. The coding region runs from base 241 to 2160 and encodes 639 amino acids.